Messenger RNA from Eublepharis macularius, 4542 nucleotides. RefSeq names its product striatin interacting protein 1 (gene STRIP1). Lineage: Eukaryota; Metazoa; Chordata; Lepidosauria; Squamata; Eublepharidae. Gene Ontology annotation, cellular component: cytosol. Bases 35 to 2503 code for a protein of 822 amino acids. Gene Ontology annotation, biological process: cytoskeleton organization. The transcript has 21 exons. The record is from RefSeq and is a predicted model, not a curated record.
UCUGACUAUCCGCGAGAGCUGCCGGCGCGUCGCGAUGGAGCUGGGCGGUAGUGGCGGUACGGGCUUGCUAAUUGUCAAUAACAAGCAACGGAGUGCGGGGCUCGGCCUGACGCCGCCGCCGGUAGGGAAAGGUCGGGAACUCAACCGCAAUCAACGCAAGGACUCGGAGGGCUAUUCCGAGUCGCCAGACUUUGAGUUUGAAUAUGCAGACACGGACAAAUGGGCCGCUGAGCUGUCAGAACUGUACAGCUACACUGAAGGCCCUGAAUUCCAAAUCAACAGAAAAUGCUUUGAAGAGGAUUUUAGAAUGCAUGUGCUGGAUAAGAAAUGGACGGAACUGGACACCCAUCAGCAUCGUACCCAUGCCAUGAGGCUACUUGAUGGUCUCGAGGUCACCGCUCGGGAGAAAAGACUCAGGGUAGCCCGAGCCAUCCUCUAUGUUGCACAAGGCACAUUUGACGAGUGUAGCUCUGAGGCUGAAGUUCAGUCCUGGAUGCGCUACAACAUUUUUCUUCUACUGGAAGUUGGCACUUUCAAUGCUUUGGUGGAACUUCUGAACAUGGAAAUUGACAACAGUGCAGCCUGCAGCAGUGCAGUGAGAAAGCCAGCCAUCUCCCUGGCUGACAGCACAGAUCUGAGGGUGCUGCUGAAUAUUAUGUACCUUAUUGUAGAAACUGUCCGUCAGGAGUGUGAUGGAGACAAGCCUGAGUGGAAGACAAUGAGACAAACUUUCAGAGCAGAACUAGGGGCACCGCUUUAUAACAGUGAGCCAUUUUCUGUUAUGCUCUUUGGGAUGGUGACCAAAUUCUGCAGUGGCCAUGCCCCACACUUCCCUAUGAAGAAGGUGUUGCUGCUGGUUUGGAAGACAGUCUUGUGUACCCUUGGAGGAUUUGAGGAACUUCAGGAUAUGAAAGCAGAGAAGCGGGAGAUGCUAGGACUCCCCCCACUUCCUGAGGACAGUAUCAAAGUAAUCCGUAACAUGAGGGCUGCUUCUCCUCCAGCAUCUGCUUCGGAUUUGAUUGAACAGCAGCAGAAACGGGGCCGGCGGGAACACAAGGCACUUAUUAAACAGGAUAAUCUAGAUGCUUUCAAUGAGCGGGAUCCCUAUAAAACUGAUGACUCCCGUGAAGAUGAGGAGGAGAAUGAUGAUGAUAAUAGCCUUGAAGGAGAGACAUUCCCUCUUGAAAGAGAUGAGGUGAUGCCUCCUCCUGUCCAGCAUCCUUCAGCUGACCGACUGACUUGCCCAAAAGGUUUGCCUUGGGCACCCAAAGUCAGGGAAAAAGACAUAGAGAUGUUUUUGGAAUCUAGUCGGAGUAAAUUCAUUGGCUACACCUUGGGGAGUGACACCAAUACUGUGGUGGGACUUCCUAGACCCAUUCAUGAGAGUAUCAAAACUCUGAAAUUGCACAAGUAUACAUCUAUUGCAGAAGUUCAAGUACAAAUGGAAGAGGAGUACUUGCGUUCCCCCUUGUCAGGGGGGGAAGAGGAGGUUGAGCAAGUUCCCGCAGAAAUCUUGUACCAGGGUCUGCUUCCUAGUUUGCCCCAGUACAUGAUUGCCUUGCUGAAAAUCUUGCUGGCUGCAGCACCCACCUCCAAAGCCAAAACGGACUCCAUUAAUAUUCUGGCAGAUGUUUUACCAGAGGAGAUGCCAACAACUGUGUUGCAGAGCAUGAAACUGGGAGUUGAUGUGAAUCGGCACAAAGAGAUAAUUGUAAAAGCAAUUUCUGCUGUGCUGCUGUUGCUGCUAAAGCACUUCAAACUAAAUCAUGUUUAUCAGUUUGAAUACAUGGCCCAGCACCUGGUGUUUGCCAACUGCAUCCCACUUAUAUUGAAGUUCUUCAAUCAGAACAUCAUGUCAUACAUCACUGCUAAGAACAGCAUCUCUGUUUUGGAUUAUCCCUACUGUGUGGUACAUGAGUUACCUGAGCUGACAGCGGAGAGUCUGGAAGCUGGGGACAACAAUCAGUUUUGCUGGCGGAAUCUUUUUUCCUGCAUCAAUCUUCUUAGGAUACUCAAUAAGUUAACCAAGUGGAAACAUUCUAGGACCAUGAUGUUGGUGGUAUUUAAGUCUGCUCCCAUUCUGAAACGAGCUCUCAAGGUGAAGCAAGCCAUGAUGCAACUCUAUGUUCUGAAGCUUCUCAAGGUGCAGACAAAGUAUUUAGGGCGACAGUGGAGGAAGAGCAACAUGAAGACCAUGUCAGCAAUAUACCAGAAAGUGCGGCAUCGGCUCAAUGACGACUGGGCUUAUGGCAAUGAUCUGGAUGCACGGCCAUGGGACUUCCAAGCUGAGGAGUGUGCUCUGCGUGCCAGCAUAGAGCGAUUCAAUUCUCGGCGCUAUGACCGGGCACAUAACAACCCAGAAUUUCUCCCUGUGGAUAAUUGUUUGCAGAGUGUUCUGGGUCAGCGUGUGGAGCUGCCUGAAGAUUUCCAAAUGAAUUACGAUUUAUGGCUGGAAAGAGAAGUUUUCUCUAGACCUAUCUGCUGGGAAGAGUUGCUGCAGUGAUAUUUGAUAAGAAGAAGAUAUUGGGCGAAGACCUAAUGUAUGUGCCCAAGGCCAGGUUCUUCUUCUUCAUUCAGCCAAGUGUAGGGAGGAGAUGUCAUUUUUUUCAUGCAGCUUUCAAUCUGCAGUUAUUGCCUCCUUCCAGGGGUAGCAUGGCUUUAUACAGAUCUUAAGGACCUGCCAAUAUGGUUCUAAAUCUUUUGGGCUGUCUCAGUUACUGGUUGAUUUGAAAGGUGCAAAGUGGAUUCACAGUAGUUCAUCUUGAGAAGUGGAGUAGUUGAACAACCUCAGUCAAAAUGCCAAUGUCAGCCUUGUCUACUGUUCAAGGGAAAUGUUCCAUGCUCCUGUUGGUUAAAUGCUUGUCAUGUUUCUGUUCACUGAAUUCAGCUGGCUACUUUUGUUCCAAAAUGUGAAUGGAGGCUUUCUUUACUAUGCCCUGAACCUCUACUCCCAAAGGGCAGAAUGCCAUCCUUGUUCUGCUAGUUUAUAGAGAAGAGCAGUAGCAGUUUCAUGGUGUGUAGUGGGUGGGAAAGAAAAGAGAGAUGGUGUACCAUUGUCUGUGCAGGGAAAGGAGGUCUCUGUGGUCCCAUUAGUGCCUGUAGGAACUGAAUGUAAUUGGAAGGUGCAGGAGGUGUGAAUAGAAUGUGUUUAUAGCAGUGGCAACAGUUCUCACACCUGCUGCUUUUGCUGUCAAGUGGUAGAAACAUAUUUGGCUUGCCCCAGCUGAGGAAGUGAGUAAGCAGCUUCAUUAAAAUCAAGGAUCUUGUCCCAUUUUUAUUUCAUGGAUAGAAGGGAAAACUCUGUCUAAAUUGUCAGUUCUACACUCCCCACUGAAACUCAGUGUUAAUGUCUAUCUAUUAAGUAGUCUUCCUUUCUGGAAGCUACUCCUGAGAGAGACAAGCCUUAACAUUAUUUUCUGAUUCCCUCCAUGUGCAAUCCUUAUGCCUGCAGCCUAUUUAGCUCCAAGCUCUUCAGUCUGUAGAUACCCAGGCAAUCCAUCCUAUGAAAAUGAUCUAAUGAGGUCUACUUCUUGCAAACAGAGAUGAGAAACCCAUUUUUGGAUUACAGUACUAGAGAUUGCAGGAUAGGGGCAUGUUCUUCCAUAAAAACACACUCCGCACACAGAGAAAAUUAGCAUGUUGGGGAGAAAGCUUACUUUGCUGCAUGGCAGUCUUCUGUGUGUGGAAAUGGUUUUGUAUCGAGGAGCAUAUAAUCAGGGGAGCCCCCACCUGCAGUGGUUCAGUCCAGAUACCAGUUUGCCAUCUUACUUACUGUUUUUGAUAACUAGGCAUCUAAGUCUCCACAAUCUGUUGCAUGUAAACAGUGGGGUGGAAGUGAAGGCAUCUAUUUAAAAGAAAUGGUAAGCAGACCUGAAAGAGGAUGUUCCAUCUUCCCCAAGAGGGAUGGUAUCUGCUAUGAGAAUCAACUCACAGGUAUGAUUUGAGUUGGACUGCUGUAGUACAUACUACAAACAUUCAGGAACCAGCAAAUACAAUGAAUGUUAGCAUCUAGGACUGCAAUAUGGUAUCUUCCCCCCACCCCUAUUUCUGCUUUGCAAACAAAGGUUGCAAAGCUGAGACUAUUUAUGUGAAAGUAAGUCCCAUGAAAUGAAUAGGAUUCCUUAGUAAGCAUGUUUAAGACAUUAAAACGUAGUGCAAAGUCAUAGGUUUGGAAGGGACAGCACAUUGCACUAAUCCUGAUAUAUCCAACACUCCUAUAAGAUUAAUUUACAUGUUCUGCAAGCAGAGAGCAGUAGGGACCAAUGCCUACUUUGCUUCUAACAGUAAGAAUCAAAUUUAGUAAAAUAAAUGCACCUAGCUUGAACAAGUACUAUCAGGCAGCCAGUCGAACACUUGUGAUGCAACUGGGACAAGACUUUCCAACUUUACCAAGAUGUAACAUCCUGAGAAGGUAGUGUACUUUCUGUACUGUCAACAGUGUGGUGGUGUUUAUAUGGUUAUACAGCAGAAGCAUGUUGUCACAUAAAAGAACAUGAUCAAGCAUUAAAAUAAUGAAAAAACUUUUCAUCUUACAACUUUUGU